This is a messenger RNA of Helianthus annuus (common sunflower), 1305 nucleotides long. RefSeq lists its product as uncharacterized. NCBI's taxonomy places the organism in Eukaryota, Viridiplantae, Streptophyta, Magnoliopsida, Asterales, Asteraceae. The transcript has a single exon. The record is from RefSeq and is a predicted model, not a curated record. The coding region runs from base 1 to 1305 and encodes 434 amino acids.
AUGUCAAAACAGGUUGGGAAUACCCCCUUGAAAGUUCCCACAUAUGCUGAUUUUCGUAAGCCACAUGCAAACCCUAGUAUGGGUUCUGGAGUGCAAGAUAAGGGUGAAGUGAAUGUGCAGAAUGUGGCGGAUAAGGAGACAGAACCGACGAUUACCUUUGCUAAGGUGGUGCAAGCUCAAAAACAGGAAGUAAAGAUCAACUUUCGGCAGAUGGAAGCGACGGAUACCAUGGAUGGGAUAGAUGUUGUCAUACCCGUAUCCUCUGUUAAAGAAGUGAAUGAUAGAUUUCCGAAUACGUUGUACGGAUACUUCUUGGGAAAGAGGUUAGCUUAUCCUGUGGUUGAUUAUUAUGUGAAACAUAAUUGGGCAAAAUAUGGGUUAUCUAGAAUGAUGAUGAACACUAAGGGGUUUUUCUUCUUCAAGUUUAACACGAAGCAAGGGAUGGAACAGUUACUGGAGGAUAGUCCAUGGAUGAUAAGGAAUGUUCCUAAUAUUCUGAAACAAUGGUCAUCAUCGGCUAAUGUGAUGAAGGAGGAAAUUACCGAGAUUCCUGUGUGGGUUAAAAUGCAUGAAGUGCCGUUACCUGCAUUUACUGAAGAUGGGUUGAGUCUACUAGCUUCGAAGAUAGGAGUGCCUAAGAUGGUAGAUUCUUACAUGGCAUCUAUGUGUUCCGAAUCUUGGGGUAGGAGCAGCUUUGCGCGGGCGCUUAUAGAAGUUCAUGCAGGAAAAGAAUUGAAACGUAGUGUUAAGGUUGCUAUACCGUCUAUGGAAGGAACAGGAUACUCAACGGCUGAGGUGAAAAUUGAAUAUGACUGGGAACCGCUAAGAUGCUCUACCUGUUGUGUAUUUGGACAUGAUGACAAUACAUGUCCAAAGAAACCGAAACCAGAGGAAAAUAAUGAUCUUAAUAAGAAAAAAGACAACUUCCAUGAAGUAAAAGCAAAAAAUAAGAAAGGAGGUCAGCAAGGUGUUAACUUAAAAACGCAGAAACAAAAAAUGAUAUACAGGCCGGUGGUUAAGAAGAAGGUUGAUGGGGCGAUUGCUUCGUCGUCUCGGGUUCAUGUCUCAAACCCGUUCGAUGUACUUCAGGUCGAUGAAGGGCUGCCGCAUACGGAUGGUUUGAAUGACAAAUCUAGUGGCCAACCGAAACCAAAAGCUAAAGGAGGUCAGGACGGAUAUGAGGAGGUUAUUGAUGAUGGGGUAGAGGUGGAUGAGCUCUUAGGUGAAAUCCCAAACUACUUAGAUAAAAAAUUGGAAAAGAAAGGAGCUGAGGGUGCAAGCACACCCGGGGAAAGAGGGUAUUAA